This is a messenger RNA of Trichoderma atroviride IMI 206040, 1557 nucleotides long. The record is from RefSeq and is a predicted model, not a curated record. Lineage: Eukaryota; Fungi; Ascomycota; Sordariomycetes; Hypocreales; Hypocreaceae.
CGGCAUCUUUCUUUUUGUCUUUCCUUUUUCUUGCUGCAAGGGGGAGGGAAAUAUUGCUUCCUAUCCUGAGGGGAUAUUUCCUUUCUUUUUUUUUUCUCUUUUCUUUUUUCCCCCCCUUCAAUUUCCCAUCUUUUAUCCAUGGUAAGUUGUCCUCUUCUUUUUUUCUCCCUUCUCUCUUACCCCCCCAUCCAAGCUAUACCCAAUUGGCUUCCCAAGACCCUUCCAUCCCAAACGUCCCUUUCUUCCUUUUCGGUCUGAAGGGUGUGCUCCCCUUGCUUGGGAUGACGUACCCCCAUGGUGGUGAUUCCCUCAACCCAGAACUGACUGAUGCUGCGGCGAGGCUCGUGCCGUUGAUGUUUAAGCGGGCCGGUGGCUGAUUAUCAAAUAUGCACAGAGCAUCCUGCGUUGACCAACGGCUUUCCCCCUUCUCUCACGCCCCUCCCUUUUCCGAGCUUUGCCACGCACGCGCUACUAGUUUCUCCUGCCAUCGCAUCUCGUCCCGGCUCAGCGCAAACGAUGCCGGCCGCCGUCGAUGACCCGGCCAGCCCCACAAUCCACCGGGUGUCCGGCCAGGCACCGUUCCCGGACCCGAACAACCCGAUUCUGCCGCCGGACAUUGUGCCUCGCCAGGUGACGCUGCGAGACCGCCAGACCGUGGCCACGAUUGUGCCCUUUGCGUCGCGCCACCAGAUCCCCGUGUCGCUGGUCGUGUACCUGUGCGCGCAGAUCAACAAGGAGAUUGAUGGCGGCGACACGUACCCCCUGAUGGACCCCUUUACGGCCGAUGGCUUCGCCGACUUCUGGUUCCAGAACUUUGGCGCCGUCAUGCUGCUGGGGAGCAUCGAGGGCGCGCAUCAGCUGCUCGAUGGCAAGGACUGGGCCAAAGAGUGUCUGGGCAGCUUCUACAUCCGGCCCAACUACCCCGGCCGCAGCAGCCAUGUGUGCAACGGCGGCUUCCUCGUCACGGACGCGUCUCGUAACCGCGGUGCUGGUCGCUUGAUGGGCGAGGCGUACAUUGACUGGGCGCCGCGGCUGGGCUACACCUACAGCGUCUUCAACCUCGUGUACGAGACCAACGUGGCGUCGUGCAAGAUCUGGGAUGCGCUGGGCUUUAAGCGCAUUGGGCGAGUUAAGGGGUGCGGAAACCUCAAGAGCUACCCCGACCGUCUCAUUGACGCCAUCAUCUACGGACGAGAUCUGGCUCCUGGCGAAACCGAGGAGCUGGUAAGUGAAGAGCGCUUCGACAAGAUCAAGUACUACCUCAAGUACGGCAAAUAUCCCAACGGCGCAGACCGCGCUGAGAAGAGCCGUCUGCGCAGUGCGGCGACGCACUACAAGCUGCUCGACGGGGACAAGCUCAUGCUCAAGGACAAGGAGGUCAUAUCCGACCCGGCGCGGCAGUACGAGAUUGCGCGCAGCGUGCACGUCAUGCACCACGGCGGCAUCAACAAGACGACGGCCACCAUUGCGGAAAAGUACCACUGGAGCCGCAUCAAGGAGACUGUCAGCGACGUGAUCCGAGCCUGCGCCGAGUGCAAGGAGCUGGGCAAGACGCCG